This is a messenger RNA of Heterobasidion irregulare TC 32-1, 1872 nucleotides long. RefSeq lists its product as uncharacterized. The record is from RefSeq and is a predicted model, not a curated record. NCBI's taxonomy places the organism in Eukaryota, Fungi, Basidiomycota, Agaricomycetes, Russulales, Bondarzewiaceae. The transcript has 7 exons. The coding region runs from base 1 to 1872 and encodes 623 amino acids.
AUGAGUGUUCCACCUUUGCCUCCUAACGAGGGUGUGGUGGAAGUCUGGAUGCCUGCAUUGGCACCUUUUGCUAAAAUUCUCUUUAGAGAUGAUGAUGAGGAUGAUCUCUAUAUGACACCCCCACCUGAGACUGUACAUAAUGAGAAUGCCAAUAAUAGUGAAGAUGAGGAUGAUCUGUAUAUGACUCCUCCACCUGAGAAUCUCAAUGGAUAUGUUGAAAACCAAGAGGCUAUUGAAGAGGCUGCCCAUGUGGAUGUGACUAUGACAAGGACUCCUGAGCAUGAGCGCCAGACUGUGCAGGAGCAAGAGCGUGCUGAAAGGCUUCAGAUGACUUCUCCUACUCUUCGGCGCGAGCGUUCUGCAUUACGAGGCUCUAUUUGUCAGCCUGUCUUUGAGGAUCUCUCUAGACCUUCCCAUCCUGUCACUUCUAAUCCUGCUCAGCCUCCUAUUUCUCUUGCACCACCCAUUCAGCUUCACCAGCCUGCCACACUUGCUCCUCCUGUCCAGUCAUACUAUUCUGCAGUUGCUGCUCCCUCUGCUCCAUCAUAUUAUCCUGCUCAAUAUGUUCCUCCCUACUUUUAUCCUGCUCCCAUGUUCCAACACUCUGUCUAUCAUGGUGCUACGGCUUACCAAAUUCCUGGACAGUAUCCUAUCUAUGCUCUUCCUCCAAUGCCUGCACCACCACCUCAUUAUUGGCCUGUCAAUGUUUCUGCCUAUCCUAAUCUUCCACGACACUUGAUUGGGAAUCAUGAUCGACAGGCUCGCACACGUCUUGCAGCAGCUAGCCAUCCUGAUUAUGAGCAUCGUAUGAUGGAGAAUUUUGAAAGGACUCAUGCAGAACAUAGACGUCGUCGUAGAGAAAGCACAAGGCCUGAACCCAAUAACCCUCCUCAUCCUACAUCUUCUAUAAGACAACAGGAAGAGAAUAAUCAUUAUGCAAUUCUUGACCAGCAACAUCAGCAAGAUAUUCAGCAGCAGCAGCACCUUCAUCAUCAGCUUGAUCUUGCAGAGCAGGCACAUCAUCUAGACCUUGAAGAGCAGGCACAUCAGCAUAACCUUGCUAUCCAACAAAAUAAUCAAGCUGUAGUGGCUCAUCAGGCUCUCCAAAAUCUGCCUCUAGGUCGCCGUCCAUAUCAAGAGCCUAUUGCACGUCACAGCCUUGGUCUUAUGAAUAUAGAAUGUGCUCACUGUCUUGCACUCCAUUUCUCUUCUGAACGUCUUACCAACUCCAGUCGUAUCCACCCUCGCUUUGGCAUGUGCUGCUUACAGGGUCAGAUCAGAUUGCCUGCAUUUUUGCAACCUCCCCCAACCUUGCGCCGACUGCUUUGGGAAGGUGGUUCAGUUCCAAAAUUUUUUAGAGAUCAUAUCAGGCAGUACAACAGUGCAUUUGCAUUCACUUCUAUUGCUGCAAAGCUAUCAGAUCAUGUUACCUCUACCUCUGGGCCUUAUUCAUUUAAAAUUCAUGGGGAACUGUCUCAUAAGAUGGGAAGCUUGCUACCACCUAACAACAUCAAACCCUCCUAUGCUCAGCUUUAUGUUAUUGAUCCUCAGGCUGCACUUAAUGAGCGCAACAACAAUAAUGCCAACUUGAGAUCUGAAAUCAUGAAUGACUUGCAGGAUAUGUUUCAUACACACAAUCCUUAUGUUCCUUUGUAUCGUCAUGCCUAUCAAAUCCUGGCAGAAAAGAACCCUGGAGAGAAUGACAAGAUUUCAGCUCGCAUCACAGUCUUGCCUAAUGCCGAUCAUCGUCGCUAUAAUGAGCCUACUGUUGAUGAGGUUGCUGCUAUUAUACCUGGGAAUGGAGAUGAGGAAGUGGAUUUGCACAGAGAUAUUGUUGUCCGCUAUAACCAUGGAGUCCCCUACAUUAUGUGA